GAUGGAUGAUCUUUUUGAUGUAUUUUUGAAUUCAGUUUACUAAUAUUUUGUUGAUUAUUUUUGCAUCUGUGUUCAUCAGGGAUAUUGGUCUGUAGUUUUCCUUUCUUGUGGUUUCUUUUUUGGGUUUUGGUUAUUAGAGUGAUGCUGGCCUUACAGAAUAAGUUUGGAAGUAUUUUAUUCUGCUUUUUGGAAUACUUCAAGAAGAAUGUGUAUUAGCUCCUCUUAAAUGUUUGAUAAAAUUCAGCCAUAAAGCCCUCUGGGAUAAUAAUGGUUUUGUUCUCAGGUGGUUUUUUUUUUUUUUUUUUUAUCUUUUAUUAAGGUAUUAUUGAUAUACACUCUUAUGAAGUUUUCAGAUGAAAAAACAAUGUCAUUACUACAUUUACUAAUAUUAUCAAGUCCCCACCCAUACCCCAAUGCAGCCACUGUCCGUCAGUGUAGUAAGAUGCCAAAGAUUCACUGUUUGCCUCCUCUGUGCUACACAUGCCACACCAUGUGUACUAAACAUUAUACCCCUCAAUCCACUUCUCCCUCCCUCUCUACCCACCCUCCCACACCCUUCCCCUUUGGUAACCAUUAGUCCCUUCUUGGAGUUUGUGAGUCUGCUGCUAUUUUCUUCCUUUGUUGUUUUACUCGGCAAACGAGGGAAAUCAUUUGGCACUUAUUUUUCUCCGCCUGGCUUAUUUCACUGAGCAUAAUGUCCUCCAGCUCCAUCCAUAUUGUUGGAAAUGGUAGGAUUUGUUUCUUUCUUAUAGCUGAAUAGUAUUCCAUUGUGUAUAUGUAACACCUCUUCUUUAUUCAUUCAUCUACUGAUGGACACUUAGGUUGCUUCCAUAUCUUGGCUAUUGUAAAUAGUGCUGCGAUAAACAAAGGGGUGCAUAUGUCUUUUUGAAUCUGCAAAGUUGUAUUUUUGGGUAAAUUCCAAGGAGUGAGAUUCCCAGGUCAAAUGGUAUUUCUAUUUUUAGUUUUUUGAGGAACCUCUAUACUGCUUUCCACAAUGCUUGCACUAGCUUACAUCCCCACCAGCAGUGUGGGAGGGUUCCCCUUUCUCCGCAUCUUCACCAGCGUUUGUUAUUCUUAGUCUUUUCGUAGCUGGCCAUCGUUACAGGUGUGAGGUGAUAUCUCAUUGUGGUUUUAAUUUGCAUUUCCCUGAUGAUUAGUGAUGUGGAGCAUCUUUUCAUGUGCCUGUUGGCCAUCUGAAUUUCUUCUUUAAGACAGUUUCUGGGUUCCAGUCCAACUCCUACCAACCCAGGCAAGUUAUUUAACAAUUCUGAGCUUGUUUCUUCACCUAAAAAAAGGGGGACUCCGCCUCAGUUGAAGUGCUGAGAGGAUUACACAAGGUAACGGGUAUGCACACUCUGCACAGGGCCAGGCACGAACCCAAGUGUUCUGGCUCUUAGCCCAGCCAGUGUUCUUUCCGCAGCAGUGCUGCCACGUGUUUCCUAAUUUCUAGUGCAUUGAGCUUUUCCUUCUUUUCCUUGCCUCCCUCCAGGAAAGCUCCCUGGAGGUCUGUCCCUUCCGCAAUCCCCUCUCCACCCGAGGCUCAGUCGGCCUGCCUCCCUCCUCCCUCCUGGCAGGUAGCGGCUCAGUUGGCUGAUCCCUGUGCACUGCCAGUUUGGCCUCUCCUUCGAGUCUCUGUGCCUGACAGUGAACACUCUGGACCACUUCCUUUUAACCACGCCUGUGGCUGCAGACUGCUUCCAGCUGCUUGGGGUCAUGUUCUUGCUCAUCGCUUGCAAACAGGUACCUCCACGCAAGGUUGUGGCAGGCGGUCGGGCAGCCCAUCUCCUCGCCACUCUCUUUCCGCCUGGCUCUCCAGUGCACACUUUAAUGUUAUUGUAGUCUGCGAGGGAAAAAAAUACUCAGAAUUUCUUAAACCCUCUUUUAGAGGGGCAGUGAUUAGAGAAACUAUGCUAGAAGUACACUCCCAGGUGAUUAAAAUGGAAGUAAUGGAGAGAAGAAGCCCCAGCUGUCUCUCUGGAAGGAAGGGAUGCGGGGAGAAGAGUCCUGGUUUUUCUACCGGGUUUGAGACUUUGGUGGACCUUGGGCCCUGGAUGCAGUGUGGCUGGAGAUGGGGGCCACUGUGUUACAGGUGGAGGUGCACCCGCCACGCGUGAAGCAGAUGCUGGCUCUGUGCUGCAGCGCCUUCUCUUGGCAGCAACUCUGUAACCUUGAGUAUAUCAUGCUACACAAACUGCACUUCAGCCUGGGCGUGCCAACCAUCAGCUUCCUGGAGCAUUUCAUGCACAAGUGCGUGGAUGUUGGACAGGCAGAAGUCUCCAAAACCCUGGAGGUGCAAGCCCUGGCACGUGGGGUGGUGGAGCUAAGCCUGGCAGACUAUGCCUUCACCAACUACACUCCCUCCCUCCUGACCAUCUGUUGCCUGGCGCUAGCUGACCAUAAGCUGCAGCUUCUGUGCCUGGUGGACUUGCACCUGGGCGGGCACCCGGAGGCAGCACUGCAGGACUGCCUGGGCAAGCUGCAGCUGCUGGUGGCCAUAAAUGGAACCUUGUUGACUCAGAUGCUGCCGUUCCAUAUCUCCAAGAAGUGCGGCCUGUUCCUGAGCUCAGAAUAAAGUAGAACCUUUGUUUCCCUUUAUCACCUGACCGGCCUGGCCUCUGGACCUUUCCCAUUGCUUUGAAAGAGUGGGUUUCAGAGAUCCCACUUAGUCAACAGAUCAUCCUGCCCGUUGUAAAUAGUGUACACAGUAGAGUCUAGUCAUUUGUUUAUUUUGCUCAGAGUGUACAACAGAGCCGAAUCUUUCCCCAAUAAACUGUCCUGGCUUGUUUGAAUGCUACUAUUGCCAGCUUUAUCCUCUGGGGGAGGGGGUGAGAUGAAAGCAGCUCUGAGUAAAGAUGAUUGAUUGGUCAGUAACAAUUGAAGGGGUUUUCCCUCCAUCUAGGUCCACUCUAUACUUGGCAUUUCUGGAAAAAAAAAAUCCUCUGCCCAUUUUUUAAUCGGGUUAUUUGCUUUUUGGGUGUUGAGGCAUAUAAGGUCUUCAUAUAUUUUGGAUGUUAACCCCUUGUCGGAUAUGUCAUUUACAAAUAUAUUCCCCAUACUGUAGGAUACCUUUUUGUUCUGUUCAUGGUGUCCUGUGCCACAUAGAAACUUUUUAGUUUGAUGUAGUCUGAUGUGUUCAUUUUUGCUUUUGUUUCCCUUGCCUGUGGAGAUGUGUUCAUGAAGAAGUUGCUCAUGUUUAUGUCCAAUAGAUUUUUGCCUAUGUUUUUUUCUAAGAUUUUUAUGGUUUCAUGACUUACAUUCAGAUCUUUGAUCCAUUUCGAGUUUACUUUUGUGUAUGGGGUUAAACAAUAAUCCAAUUUCAUUCUCUUGAAUGUAGCUGUCCAGUUUUGCCAACACCAGUUGUUGAAGAGGCUGUCAUUUCCCCAUUGUAUGUCCAUGGCUCCUUUAUUGUAUAUUAAUUGACCAUGUAUGGUUGGGUUUAUAUCAGGACUCUCUAGUCUCAUCUGUUGGUUCAUGGGUCUUGUGCCAGUACCAAAUUGUCUUGAUUACUGUCUUCAAGCUUACUUCAAGUAGAGCUUGAAGUCAGGGAGUGUAAUUCCCCUGCUUUAUUCUUCCUUCUCAGGAUUGCUUUGGCUAUUCGGGGUCUUCUGUGGUUCCAUAUGAAUUUUAGAAUGAUUUACUCUAGUUCAUUGAAGAAUGCUGUUGGUAUUUUGAUAGGAAUUGCAAUGAAUCUAUAGAUUCCUUUAGGCAGGAUGGCCAUUUUGAAAAUAUUAAUUCUUCCCAUGGGCAUGGGACAUGUUUCCAUUUAUUGGUAUCUUUAAUUUCUGUUUUGAGUGUCUUGUAGUUUUCGGGGUAUAGGUCUUUCAUUUCCUUGGUUAGGUUUAUUCCUAGGUAUUUUUUUUUUUUUCGAUGCAACCGUGAAUGGAAUUGUUUUCUUGAUUUCCCUUUCUGCUAGUUCAUUGUUAGUAUAUAAGAUUGCCACAGAUUUCUACAUAUUAAUUUUGUAUCCUGAAUCGUUGCUGAAUUCAGAUAUUAGAUCUAGUAGUUUUGGAGUGGAUUCUUAGGGGUUUUUAUGUACAAUAUCAUGUCAUCUGCAAACAAUAACAGUUUAACUUGUUCCUUGCAAACUGGAUGCCUUUCAUUUCUUUGUGUUGUCUGAUUACGGUGGUGAGGACCUCCAGUACUAUGUUGAAUAGAAGUGGGGAGAGUGGGCAUCCUUGUCUUGUU
Molecule: messenger RNA, 4185 nt
Organism: Manis pentadactyla (Chinese pangolin)
Lineage: Eukaryota; Metazoa; Chordata; Mammalia; Pholidota; Manidae
Product: cyclin-O-like
Exons: 1
Coding region: 2069-2572 (167 amino acids)
Source: RefSeq, a predicted model, not a curated record